Coprinopsis cinerea okayama7#130 is the source of this 585-nucleotide messenger RNA. RefSeq names its product proteasome component Pre1. Gene Ontology annotation, molecular function: peptidase activity. The coding region runs from base 1 to 585 and encodes 194 amino acids. Lineage: Eukaryota; Fungi; Basidiomycota; Agaricomycetes; Agaricales; Psathyrellaceae. Gene Ontology annotation, cellular component: nucleus; proteasome core complex, beta-subunit complex; cytosol. The record is from RefSeq and is a predicted model, not a curated record. Gene Ontology annotation, biological process: proteasomal protein catabolic process. The transcript has 3 exons.
AUGGAAACGUCCUUCGCAAUCACUGGCAAAGGCUACACAAUCGUCGCCGCAGACACAACCGCAGCAAGGUCAAUCGUCAAGAUGAAGAUCGACGAGGACAAAAUCAAAGUCCUUGGCCCUCAUCUCCUCAUGGCAUACUCUGGAGAACCAGGCGAUACCGUACAAUUCGCUGAAUAUGCGGAACGCAAUAUCCGAUUAUACCAGAUUCGCAAUACCUAUGCUCUCCGUCCAUCAGCAGCAGCUUCAUGGAUACGACGCGCUCUCGCAGACUCUCUGCGCUCCAGGAACCCCUAUAGCGUCAACCUUCUUCUCGGUGGAUACGACACCGCAACACAUGACCCACACCUCUACUGGAUUGACUAUCUCGGCACCAUCACUCGUGUGCCUUUUGCAGCGCACGGGUACGGCGCUUACUUUGCGCUCAGUUUGCUCGAUAGGUACCACAACCCCGAAGCUUCGCUCGAAGAAGGCCUGGAGACGCUCAAACGCUGUAUCGACGAAGUGGCGAAGCGAUUAGUCGUGUCGCCGGGCAAGUACAAAGUGAAGGUGGUCGACAAGGAUGGUGUUCGAGAAAUCGAGAUUUGA